Molecule: messenger RNA, 4249 nt
Organism: Homarus americanus (American lobster)
Lineage: Eukaryota; Metazoa; Arthropoda; Malacostraca; Decapoda; Nephropidae
Product: tigger transposable element-derived protein 1-like
Exons: 5
Coding region: 984-3359 (791 amino acids)
Cellular component (GO): nucleus
Molecular function (GO): DNA binding
Source: RefSeq, a predicted model, not a curated record
UUCUUUCUGCUUUAGUUAAAUAUGACUUUCAUUUCUUGUGCAAAUGAACUUUGUCUUUCUUUAGAAAAUCGACCUGACCUUACCUAACCUGGUAUGAUUUAACUAAUAGACGAGAACAAAUGCAAAUGUUCUUUUAAUUAUUGUGUUCCUGUGUAAUUUACAGUUUGGGUAAUCCAUCAGUCCGUUCCUGGCUAAGGAUCUGUAAGGAUUUAUAUAUUAUACCAGAGAAGAUAUGUAUAAUAUUUUGUGUCCCAGGAAAAUUGUCCGCUCUCUUGAGGUACAGGACUCGCUAAGUCCCAACAAUGUUUCCAUAAAGACCUACAAGUGCAGCUGCUCUCAGUCUCACCUGGGCGGUUGUCGGUCGGUCACCAGCUGUUCAAAGUUCAAACAUGGGUUAAGCUGCUUUGGUUAAGGACGAAUAUUUUUUGUUGGCUUGAGAGUGAGUGAAUUCCAUAAUAUUUUGCCAAAGACAAGGAGUUGUGGGUCGACUACAGUAGUAGUUGCCAACAGCUACUGUACAUAUAUAAUGAAGCAGAGGGAAUCAUUAUGUGGGGUGUACAGUACAGUCUGUGUACAUGUUACACUGUACUCCUUCAUGUCGCUGGGCAGUAGAGGCAGUUCAGCUGUUGUUCAACUGUGGAAUGCUCCAACUACAGAUACAAAUGUCCAAAUUUAUAAUUUUUCCUGUUCCUUACAGAUAAAUUAAGCUACAGUCUACAAGACCUCCAUCUAAGCAGCAUUAUCUUAGGCAACUUGUGGCAGAAGCCUAGGAGAAGAGGAGCGCGUAGCCGCUUGGCGAUGUCACCGUCACGGAGAAUAACAAAUUUAACAUUGACUGGGGCUAUCCUCCAACUGUCUCAGAAUCCUUGGCUGGACUCGGUGUGUUUUUAUCUCAUCCAGCGUGUACACUUGACCCCAGCUCUUGGAUUUAACUCUUACGUACAUCUUAUUCAAGACUGUCCAGUGUAUUACCCUUGUUCACAAUGAGUGAAAAGAGGCCAUCAAGUGCAAGUGAAAUCAGUCGUGCUAAAAGAGCCCGUAAAGGAAUCACAUUGGAUAUAAAACUUGAUGUUUUACGGAGGUUUGAUGCGGGAGAAAAACUUACCCAGAUUUCAAAAACAUUAGGGCUUGCCACAUCUACAGUGGGUUCAAUACGUUAUAAUAGAGACAAAAUUAAGUCAAGUGCUCAAGCAGCUACUCCUUUAACUGCCCGUACGUUGUACUUUCAUAGGAGUCAUGUGAUGCUUAAUAUGGAGCGACUCCUUAGUGCGUGGAUCGAAGACCAGACCCAACGUAAUGUACUGAUAAACACGAUGAUCAUUCAAGAGAAGGCAAAAAGUUUGUAUAAUGAUUUACAGAAAAAGGAAGAUGCAACUUCUGAAGCAAAACAUUUUCAGGCUAGUAAAGGCUGGUUUGAAAGGUUUAAGAAGCGCCAUAAUUUGCACGCCAUUAAGACGAUUUGUGAAGCUGCCAGUCCUGAUACAGAAGCCACACGUAAAUAUCCUGACGAGCUGAAGAAAAUUAUUGAUGAAGGAGGCUACACACCAGAACAAGUGUACAACGUGGAUGAAACUGAACUUUAUUGGAAGCGCUUGCCUGCUACGACAUUUAUUUGUAAGGAAGAAAAGUCUGCAUCAGGUUUUAAAGCUUCAAAAGAUCAUCUAACAGUUCUUUUGGGAGGAAACGCUGCUGGUGAUAUGAAAUUAAAGCCCCUACUUGUGUAUCACUCUGAAAAUCCAAGGGCUUUCAAGGGCUAUGCCAAGUCUAAUUUACUUGUGAUUUGGCGUUCAAAUAAGAAGGCUUGGAUGACUAUAGGUCUUUUUCAAGACUGGUUCACAAAUUAUUUUUGCCCUGCUGUUGAAAGGUAUAGUGACAAGCAUAAUAUAUCCAACAAAGCAUUGCUCCUCUUAGACAAUGCACCAAGCCACCCAGUGAACUUGAAUGAUCUUUCUAAUCAUGUGAGAGUGGAGUAUAUCCCCAAGAACACAACUGCCUUGCUCCAGCCAAUGAAUCAAGGUGUGAUCACAAAAUUCAAGGCAUAUUAUCUAAGAAGAACUUUUAAACAACUCUUAAAAGCAAUUGAUGGGGAGGAUAAACCUACAGUUAGGGACUUCUGGAGAAAGUUCAACAUCAUGGAUGCGGCGGAGAACAUAGCAGAGUCGUGGGAUGAAGUGACACCAUCAGUUAUGAAUGGUGUUUGGAAAAACAUUUGGCCAGAGUGUACUCACGACUUUCACAGUUUCCCACAAGCAGAAAGUAUACAUCAAAUUCAACAAGACAUUGUGACACUUGCAAAUGAUGUAGGCUUUGCAGAAGUCAUAGAAGAUGAUGUGGUUGAGUUGUUACAGUCCCAUAGAGGAGAUCUGUCUAAUGAGGAUCUGAUGCUGUUGGAACAAGAGCGAGCUGCAGGAGAAGAGGAGGCUACAGAAGCUCCACCCACCCCACUUCAGUUGACUACAAAGCAAAUGGCUAAAGGGUUUGCACUUAUUGAGGAAGGUUUGCAAAUCUUUGCUGCUAAUGAUCCCAAUCGUGAACGUAGCCUUAAAGUUGCAAGAGCAGUUCGUAAUGGCCUCAGUUGCUACAAUGAGCUGCAUAAAGAGAAGAUGUGCCGUAAACAUCAAAAAACAAUAUUUACAGGAGCAACGACACCUGUGAGCCAGCAAGAAGCAUCAACAAAGAAGAAACAUAGAACUAAAGACCAAAGGUUGAAGGUUGUCACAACAAAACAGAAAACCAGUAUCAAGAGUUUGGAGCACACUUACACAACAAAGGCAGAGAAAUGUAAAGAGGUAUUGGAGAAGCAUGACUCGGCCGCACCCACUGCCGGGGAAGCUGGUUCUGGGUGGUUAUUUGGCAAAGCAUUAAAGGAAGAAAAUAUUAAUAAUAAUGUGGAUGUUCAGAAAGAAUUAAUGAAUAAUGUUUAUACAAGACAAGAUAACCUGUGCAGUAUUAUAAAGGAAGAAGAAGCAAGUGAUGUGUGUUUAGAGAAAGACGACCUGAAUAGAGCUGUAUAUUUAGAGAUAAAUACAGAAACAGUUUUAAGUGCCAAGGUGGAGGACAGAAACAGUUUUGAAUCCAUAAAGAAAAAACACAAAAAUACAAAGAAAGGUAGUGCGGACAAUGUUGUGUUCAUGGUGGAAAAAUCUGUCAAAAAUGAAGUGGUGAACAAUGAGGAUUUAGAAAUGCAUGGCAUAUUGUCUACACAGCCAGGAAACCAGUUGUGUACGUUGCUCAUGAAGGAAGGAUCAGACGGUAUUGGGGAUUUCAAGGAAGUAGAAAGUGAUGGAGAUGUACAACAACAACAAUUUAAUUAUAUUUGUAAGGAGGAAGAGGUACUGGAUGGAGAAUAUGUUUACUGAAUGUCAAGAGAAUCUACUACAUACAGUGAAGUGUAAUUACCAGGGAAACAGAAUACUGUACGUAGUGAUAAGCUCUACAUUUGAAGGUACCGGUAAGGAAAAUGCAAAAGUAGAAAAUACAUAAGAAAGUAUAAAUAAGUGUUUCCCUUAAAAACAAGUUGGUAUUAAGACUUUUUGUAACUACUUGUUGGAUUUGUGAUAAUUGAUUAAUUAUGAUCAUAUAAAAUUGAGUAUGUCUUUCUUGUUCAUAACAAACCAAUAUUGAACUGUAAAUUAAUAAUACUGUACUGGAAAUUCACUAAUGUUAAUACUGUGACAUGCCACUAAUGACUAAGAAUAUAGAACAUUUAAAUCUUAAUAGUAGAAAGCACUAGCAGAAGUGGUCAAACUUUUGUUGACCAAUUAAAUACAAGUCACGAGUGUGUGUGACGAUUAUUCACAGCUACACACUAAAUGACAAGGAGUUUCUUCACUUGUACCAAGACAGUUAUUGGUUGUAAAAUGCCAAAGCAAGUUUAUGGUGCUGUUAGAAUUUCCUGCUAUUGUACAAAGAUAAAAAAUAUUUCCUUGUAAUAUGAAAUUCAUAUAUGCAACAUUUACAAAAAAAAAUGAGAAAUACGAUUGGGCGGAAUCCUAAAGUUAACAUGUUUCUAAGAUAAUUGCAGAAGUGAAGUAUGAUAAAUAGUACAAAUAUUUCCUUUAGUUGUAUCACGAAAUGUUAUGCAAGUGACAAAUGUUCAUACCUGUAAUGAACAUUGAAAAAGAACACUGAAAUAAUGUAUGCUGUACAGUUUACAGUCAAUUAUUUGAGCGUAAAAGGUGGGUUUGUGAAGUGUGUUAGUUAUUGUCUUGUUAUGUCAGGAGAAAAAAGUAAAACCAAAUGAAAUAAG